AUGCGAUUGCUAGAAGCCACAACCUUACGCCUACUUGAUUUCACCCCUGACAAAAUUCCUCCCUAUGCAAUCCUCUCGCACACAUGGGAGGAGGGCGAGGUCUUAUUCGAAGACAUUGGCAAGGGGACUGCAUUGACUAAGUCCGGGUAUAAGAAGGUCGAAUAUACGGCACAGCAGGCUCUUCGUGAUGGGCUCGAAUAUAUCUGGGUGGAUACAUGCUGCAUCAAUAAAGAGAGCAGCGCCGAGCUUUCAGAAUGUCUCAACUCCAUGUUCCGCUGGUAUCAGCAGGCGCAGGUUUGCUAUGUGUAUUUAGCCGAUAUGGAUGAGGACGUAAACCAAAUGGCCUCCUGUCGUUGGUUUACGCGAGGUUUCACUUUGCAAGAGCUCAUCGCUCCUGGCAAUGUGGUCUUUUUCUCGCGCAAUUGGGUUCGACUUGGCAGCAAAAUGGACCUGUGUGAUGCUAUCUCCGACAUCACGGGUAUUGGCGUCGAGUACCUCUGCCAGUAUCGGGAAUUGGAAUGUGCUAGCAUUGCUCAACGGAUGUCGUGGGCAGCGAAUCGGCAGACAAGCCGUCCCGAAGACAUAUCCUAUUGCCUGUUGGGGAUCUUUAGUGUGAAUAUGCCACUACUUUAUGGCGAAGGCGCUCGAGCCUUUAUUCGUCUAGAAGAAGAAAUCAUGCGGAAUUCAGACGACCAGUCGCUCUUCGCAUGGUGUGACCCUGAAGCAAAACCGGAUGCACUGUAUGGUCUCCUGGCGACGUCUCCAGCACAAUUCGCCAAUUCAAGGACAAUGUUAUCGUAUGAAAGCUGGGAAUCACGACCCCCAUAUGCGAUGACAAACCGAGGACUGCGGAUUGAGCUUCCUAUUCAACCUGACCAACAAUACCCAUUGCUCGAUGUGGCGGCGCUGAACUGUCCUGUCCCUGAUGACCCCAACGACGACACCUUCAUUGGUGUCAAUAUACAGAAGCUAUCCAGCGGGGAUGAUCAAUAUGCUCGGACUCAGGCACAUAAGAUCUGCCAUCUGACCCGCAAUCGCGGACCACUUCGCACAAUAUAUGUGCGCCAGCCGACGAUGGGCCCAUCAACAGUCUUCGGCGGAGGUGGGAUGUUCCCGCAUCAUAUCGUGGUCCUUGGAACUGGCCCAUGUUAUGAGGAACAGUAUCACAUGAUCAGUACGUUGCCACCAUCAGGAACGACGACGAAGACAUUCAACACUGGCCCAGCGAUACAGCACUCGGGAAAGGAACCAAAAUUUUUAAUUGAUGCCCGUGCCGCUGCACGCAGUUGGGUGCCAUCACAUUGUCGGCCAACAUUUUCGAUUCCAAAGUCAAGGAAACAGUUGGCUGGAGCACUUCUACUGAAGAAUGGCGUUACUGGUAGUCAUAUAUGCAUUAUGUUUGGCUCUAUGGCGGACUAUAAUAUCGGGUUCAGCGCGAUUGACACGGAAAUAUCCAACUUCAUUGCGCCAGAGGCAUCCAUUACUCUGUCCGAAAUACAGCCAUUAUUUUCUCCUGUACCACCCGGACGAUGGAUCCGGCUCGAACAUGUCUCGGUUCGGAUUGUUACCAGCGUGCAUGUGUUUCAUGGUGGGAAAUAUUUUGUUCUUCAACUUGAGUUGGCCAAAAAGGACCAGGAGAGUCAGAACAAGGAUGAUGAACACUCCGCUUCGCUGCCUUUGAGCAGAGGAGAGACUUACAUUUCUCCGGCAGUCCGUCCUCCUUCCCCUAGUCGCCGGGUUAUUAGACCGCCAACUCAGCCCAAAGUCGUCCGUCAUACUCCCAAGAAACCACAGAAAGACACAUCAGGGCAAAAAGUCGGUGCGGUUGUUAGUGGAACCAUUGCGGCAGGGACUCUGGCGUCGGCGGUUGGGAUGCUGGCGGGUGGGUUUUAG
Molecule: messenger RNA, 1893 nt
Organism: Penicillium robsamsonii
Lineage: Eukaryota; Fungi; Ascomycota; Eurotiomycetes; Eurotiales; Aspergillaceae
Product: HET-domain-containing protein
Exons: 1
Coding region: 1-1893 (630 amino acids)
Source: RefSeq, a predicted model, not a curated record